AUGGCAUCCAUCUUCCGCUCCGGCGCUGUGGCCCUGAUCAGCGGCGGCGCCUCGGGCGUUGGGUUCGCGUUCGCUGCGCACUGCCGCCGCAGCGGGAUGCACGUGGCGCUGCUGGACAUCAACGCAUCCUCACUUUCAGCGGCGUCGUCGGCCCUUUCGGCGAUAGACAACAAGUUACUCACACUCACCUACGAGCUGGACGUGUCGGACCUGUCUGCGUGGGACGCCGUCAAGGCGGACCUAUCCGGCAAGUUCCAGAGCAUUGAUUUCCUGAUGCUGAACGCCGGCAUGUCGAUCCGCACGACAAAACCCUGGGGCGACGCAGAGUACUUCCACCGGACGCUUGGGGUCAAUUUCUUCGGCAUGGUGCACGGCCUCACGACGUUCUUGCCCAUGGUGUUGCGAACCACGGGUCCCAGCGCCGUGGUCCUCACGGGGUCGAAGCAAGGCAUCACCAACCCGCCGGGAAACCCGGCGUACAACGCGAGCAAGAGCGCGGUCAAGACGGUGACGGAACAGCUGGCGCAUGACCUGCGCACCCCGUCGUCGAGCAUCUACGCGCCGCAUGUGUCUGCCCACCUGCUCGUGCCCGGGUGGACGUUCACGGGCCUAAGCGGCAAUGUCGGCCCCGUGGCUGACGAGGAGGCUCUCAAGACGAAACCGCGCGGCGCGUGGCUGCCGUCGCAGGUGUGCGAGUAUGGUGUCGACAAGAUCGAAAAGGGACAGUUCUAUAUCAUCUGUCCUGACACGGAUGUUGAUGAGAGCCUCGAUAAUGCGCGCAUGACUUGGGCGAUUGGGGAUAUCACCGAGGGGAGAAGCGCCUUGAGUCGGUGGGACGAUAAGGUCAAGGACGAGGCGGCCGAGUGGAUCAAGAAGGAUGCCGAGAGGCGGAGGGGGAAGAUGUAG
Messenger RNA from Fonsecaea multimorphosa CBS 102226, 906 nucleotides. RefSeq lists its product as uncharacterized. The record is from RefSeq and is a predicted model, not a curated record. Gene Ontology annotation, cellular component: intracellular anatomical structure. Gene Ontology annotation, molecular function: oxidoreductase activity, acting on NAD(P)H, oxygen as acceptor. Bases 1 to 906 code for a protein of 301 amino acids. NCBI's taxonomy places the organism in Eukaryota, Fungi, Ascomycota, Eurotiomycetes, Chaetothyriales, Herpotrichiellaceae. The transcript has a single exon.